AUGAAGCUAUUCUUUUUCUUGAGAAUUUAUGAUGGAUUCAGUUUCUUGGUACAAAUGAUGGCUGGAGUCUUUAAAGAUCUCAAAUACUUCUUGCUAUUCUUUAUCAUUUUCAUCUUGCAAUUUGGAAUGAUCUUCUUAGUCCUUUUCAAGGCUCAGUAAAUUGAUGAAUAUAAUGGUGUGAAUAAAAUGGCUUACUUUUUAAUGGCCUUUAGAAUUUCAUCUGGUGACUUUUAGCUUGAAGAUUAUCAAAGAUAAGAUGACGAACUGGCUCUAGUUUCCUGGUUGAUUUGGUUAAUAGCUGUAAUAUCUUUGAACAUAGUUUUUAUGAACUUUAUAAUUGCUGUAAUUUCAGAAUCUUAUGAAAGAGUUAUGCAAAAGUUAGUUGCUGAAUCAUACAGAGUAAAAGCUAAUUUGAUUUUUGAAAGAGAGCAACUUUUUAGUGAAGAGGAAUUGAAAAGUACAAAAUAUUUUCCAAAUUAUAUAGUUGUGAGAAGACCACUAAAUACAGAGAUAAAAGAAGCUGGGGAAUGGUAAGGAUUUAUUAAAGACCUUAAGCAGACCAUUAGGACAACAGUUGUGAAGUCUAAAUCAGAAAUUAUUGAAAAUCAGCACUUUAUUUAAACUUUAAAUAACGAAAAUAUUAAGAAGAGAGAUGAAGUAUUAGUACAGAAUUUGAAAAAUAUAACGAAUGAAGGUCUAGAUGAAAUAAUUACUAUAUUAGAAUAGAAACUUGAUCAAGAAUAAGACAAUAGUAAAGAAUAAAUAAAUGGCAAAGCCUAACUUGAGAAAUAAGAUACAGGAAUUGAUGAAAAAGUAGAUGUGAUAGAUACAAAAGUUGAUGAAUUGAAGGCACAAGGUAAAAGACUUGAUGCCAAAGUCGAUGGGCUCAAUUAGCAAGUUAAAGGGCUUGAUGCUAAAGUUGAUGGAUUCAAUUAACAAGCAAAAGGACUUGAUAUAAAAGUUGAUGGACUUGAUAAAAAGGUUGAUGGACUUGAUACAAAAGUCCUAAAAAUCCAAGAUGACAUGGAAUUUAUUAAAAACUCUUUAACUUAAUUCCUUCAGAAAUAAAAUCAGUGGUCAAAGCCUAAGUUUUGA
Molecule: messenger RNA, 1095 nt
Organism: Stylonychia lemnae
Lineage: Eukaryota; Ciliophora; Spirotrichea; Sporadotrichida; Oxytrichidae
Source: the annotation of a GenBank genome assembly